Molecule: messenger RNA, 4554 nt
Organism: Aedes albopictus (Asian tiger mosquito)
Lineage: Eukaryota; Metazoa; Arthropoda; Insecta; Diptera; Culicidae
Gene: Ac3
Product: adenylate cyclase type 3
Exons: 20
Coding region: 946-4461 (1171 amino acids)
Biological process (GO): cAMP biosynthetic process; adenylate cyclase-activating G protein-coupled receptor signaling pathway; intracellular signal transduction
Cellular component (GO): plasma membrane
Molecular function (GO): adenylate cyclase activity
Source: RefSeq, a predicted model, not a curated record
ACGGGAGCAAUGGUUGAUGGUCUCCGCCGAGGUGGACUUUCGAUGUUGGACGAUUUUUUUUGGUUUUGUUUCGGGCUACAGCACAACCGCCACCCUGAUUUCUAAUGGUGCAAUCAAAAAGUAAUGCCACUGUCUCCGUGUAUUCAGUGCAUCCGAGAGUGCAUUUCCGGUGAUUGGGAAAUUGGGUUACGUAAUCAGGUUUCGAGGGUGUUCGGUUCGCAACCUGGUGCCGUCCGAAACCGGGUGAGAUCCGUGUCGGGUGUGAGUGGGAGUGAGUGGCUCAAACGACUGUGGAGAGGAAUCGAAUCCGGUGGGUCGGUCGGUCGGUCGGUCUUCGUCGGAUGAUAACAUUUCAAGAGUGGCUGGGCUGACUUGGCGGCAGUGCAUUUCAACUGGUUGGUUCCGAAGGUAGUGACAAAGAGUGCAACUCUGUGGAACAAAGGCAUCUUGGCGGCCGUCCGUUCAAUGGAUACCUACAGUGUAAAGAUGAUGAAGGAUGUCGCAAGUCUACCGUGAAAUCGGCUUUCCGGGCGAAGCACGUGAGAAACCGGCUGUCCACAUGAGAUGGGACGUAAAAUGAUUCCCCUGUGAAGAGGCCCCCGAAGAAGAAGAAAAGUGUUUGAAUCCGUUGACGAGCUACGCGUAGUCUAGUGUGAUAAGCGAAAAAGAAAAGAUAAAUUGUGGCCGUUGAAGUUCUGGGGGGCCGUGCAGUGAGAGAAUAAAUGGUCUACGUGCGUGUGUUGCUCGGGAAAUCCUUUUUUCCUACGCUUGAAAGUGUCCCUCAUCAGAGUGAUCCCACCGAAGCCUAGGGGGUUGAGCUCGCGCAUUUCGAAGCAGAAGGUACUGAAAACGGAAAACGGAGCGUUCCGAACCGGUACUAAACAAUACAUCACCAACAGCAACAACUGCGUGAGAGCUCGCAGCAAAAAUAAAAAAACUGCAACCAUGGAUGGAACCACAACCUCGACGACAACGGAAACCAACCCGGCGGGAGCAGCCAAUCUGCCGACCUCGAGCGUACUGCUGCCGGACGAUGUGCUCGAAAAGCUCUACCAGAGCUACGCACUCAAGCAGAAGCGGGUCGCUUUCGGGUGCUAUCUGGCGGCCUCGAUGCUGUUUGAUUUAUGGGCCAUCCUGGUGCCGCAAGGUCAAAGCUGGGAAGCUGUAGUGAUACUGAGUGUGUUCCUGGUGCUGAAUGUUAUCCUGGCAGUGGUGCUGCGCUUCGGCGGAAAGGGUCGCUUCCGGGGGUUCAUCUGGGAGGUGGCACCGCACGCAGCCUGGCUGAUGGCAAUCAUGCAACUGUUUGUGCACCUGUUCCUGAAAGGAUCCGUUACACCCAAAGAUUCCCUCGGAUGGGCUGUGCUUCUUAAUUUUUUAGUGUACGUAACCCUGCCGGUGCUGCUCAAGUAUUCCGGCAUCCUGCUGGGAGUCGGGUCGGUGCUCACCUAUAUCAACGCCAUCAUUGGGCUGGCCAAGAGGGAUAACUAUUUUUGGGAGCAGCAACUUGCAAACAUCGUCCUACUGGCGGCAGCAACGGUCAUCGGGUUGCUGAAUUACUUUCUGGCUGAAGCGAAACAACGAAGAGCUUUUCUCGAAGCGAAACAAGGCCUAGAGGUGAAGAUGCUGAUCGAGGAGCAGUCAGCCGAACAGGAACGUUUGCUCCUCUCGGUACUGCCGGAGCACGUCGCCGUAAAAAUGCGACAAGAUCUGGGAUCCACCAACUCGGAGCAGUUCAAGAAAAUCUACAUGAGUCGCCACGAAAAUGUCAGUAUUCUGUAUGCUGACAUAGUGGGCUUCACCGCCAUCUCGUCGACCUACUCGGCCCAGGAUCUGGUGAAAAUAUUAAACGAACUUUUCGCACGAUUCGAUCGUCUGGCAGAGAAAUACCAGCAAUUAAGGAUAAAGAUCCUGGGCGAUUGCUACUACUGCAUCAGCGGGGCUCCCGUAGAACGGCCGGACCACGCCGUCCUCUGCGUCCACAUGGGACUGUCGAUGGUGAAGGCAAUCAAAUACGUCCAGCAGAAGACCAAUUCUCCCGUUGACAUGCGAGUGGGAAUCCACACGGGAGCCGUCCUGGCGGGAAUCCUCGGUCAGCGGCAGUGGCAGUUCGAUGUUUACUCCAAGGAUGUGGAACUGGCCAACAAGAUGGAAUCGAGCGGCAAAGCCGGCCGGGUUCACUUGUCGGAAAAAACGUUGAGCUUCCUGAACGGAGAGUUCGAGGUGGAACCGGCGUACGGCGAAAAGCGCGAGGAAGCACUUCGGAUAGCUGGGCUGAAGACGUACUUUAUUACCAAAGUGGUGAAACCGUUUUGUCCCGCCGAGCACCGAAUGAACGGCUCCGCAGAUCCCAAGGAUGUCGUUAUCGAACCGGAUGGGCCGUCGGAAGUGUUUCGCGAUGACGACGAACCCAAGACUCCGGCAGACGACGUCGAAGCCAACGCCGGCCAGGACGAGAAGGAAAAGGAAAUCGCCGCCGAAGACUACAAGGUGCGACUCCGGAAGGAGCUGGUCAGCCGCGAUGGCCACCGGGAAAUCUACAAGGACAUCAACGCGCUGCUGUGGUUCAAGAACGACGACAUCGAGCAGGCCUACACACGGUACCGGCAGCCGCACAGUUCCAUUCCGCUGCUGGCGGCGGUGGUGGUGCAACUGGCCGGGAUUACCUUCUCCUACCUGGUGCUUCCGCGUACAACGCUACACUUUGAUAUCGUUACCCCACCAUUGGUGAUAAUUAUCAUUUUGGUGUUUAUCUCGGUGGCAGAAAGUUUUCCAAAGAUGCUGCCAGCAUUUAUCACGUUGAACAGUAAACGAUUUAACGACUGUGUCGGUUUACGCACAUCAACGGCAGUGGUUAUCGUGGUGCUGUUAGGAAUAUCCAAUGCCGGCGAUAUGCUGGCAGCUUCCUUCCGGACUCCACUGCACCUGAACAUCACCGUCACCGACGUGUCCUUCCUGCCGAACGAGAUGCACCCGUCGACCGGUUGUUUGUUUCCGUCGUACUUCAGCAACUUUGCCGUGCUGAUCCUGGUGGCCGUUUCCAUCAUCACGCAGCUGUCGCAUCUGAGCAAAAUUGCAUUAAUGGUUGCCAUUACCGCCAUCCACUGCUACAUCAACAUAUUCAACUUGGACGAAGCAUUCCGACACGAGGAUUUCGAGAUAAUGAAUGUAUUUCCCUUGCGAUAUACGCUGUCGGCGUUGUUGGUGGCAGUGACGAUAGCACUUUCGCUCCUGGCGCGCCAUAUCGACAAAGUGGACCGGGUAAUCUUCAUGUGGAAAACCGAAGUCAGCGACCAGAAGGAACGGGCCAGCGACAUGCGCCGGCGGAACGAGGCCCUGGUGUACAACGUGCUGCCGAUGCAUGUGGCCGAGCAUUUCAUGGGCAACCGGAAGCGUUCGCACGACGAGCUGUACUCGCAAAGUUACGCCGAGGUGGGUGUGCUGUUUGCCAGCAUGCCAAACUUUUCCGACUUUUACUCGGAGGAAACGGUCAACAAUCAGGGGUUGGAGUGUUUGCGCUUCCUGAACGAGGUCAUAUCGGACUUUGAUGCGCUGCUCGAGUUGCCUCAGUUCCAAGACGUUAUCAAAAUCAAGACAAUCGGAUCGACCUACAUGGCAGCUAGUGGAUUGAACCCAUCGCGAAUCGUCAAACCGGAGGAUUCCAUUUCGGUCCGAUGGGCACAUCUGGCACUGCUGGUGGAGUUUGCACUGGAGCUGAAAAAGGCUCUCCAAGGAAUCAACGAACAAUCAUUUAACCAUUUUGUACUGAAGAUGGGCGUCAAUCAUGGGCCAAUCACGGCAGGUGUUAUUGGUGCCAGGAAACCUCACUACGACAUCUGGGGUAACACGGUGAAUGUGGCCUCCCGGAUGGAAAGUACCGGUAAAGCGGGAGCCAUUCAGGUCACCGAGGAAACCUGCCACAUUUUGCAAACCUUCGGCUACACCUUCGAGCAGCGAGGCCUGGUGGCCGUGAAGGGCAAAGGCCAACUGAUGACGUACUACCUGCAGGGAAAGGUCCCGAAAAAUGCUUCCCCAAUUCUUCCGGUGACGACGAUGGAAACGGUCCAGGAAGUGGACGAACCCAAGGAAUCCCCACCGGCGCUUCCAACCGAAUCCCCAGCCCACCAAAUCACGUCGGUUUCUUCCAGCACCACCAGUCCCAACAGCGUUCGCCUAAAUCAAGAGUACGUAGAGAUGAAGGUAAGCAGUACAUCGAAUACAACCGGAACUUCGAACCACCAUCAGCAGCAGCAUCAGUCUGUGGAGCAGCAGCAGACGAACAGUACCACCGUGGUCAGUGCAGCGGGGGACCAGAAUACGGACGGCUGCGGUGUAAAGGUGUUAUUUAAUGGGGAAACCGAGGAGCCAGAUGUGAAAACUCCGCUACUCGACGAUAAGAACAGCACAAAUGCAAAUCACUUUAGCGAGGGUGAGAAGGAUGCACUAAUAGAGAAUAGCAAUUAGGUGGCUUUUGCGGGUAUACCAUAGGCUGGCAGGGCAAAUAAAGGGGUAUUUUGGUGGAGAAUGUACUGGGAGUGCUUUUGAAAACUUUGCAAG